Molecule: messenger RNA, 2495 nt
Organism: Pararge aegeria (speckled wood butterfly)
Lineage: Eukaryota; Metazoa; Arthropoda; Insecta; Lepidoptera; Nymphalidae
Gene: Drp1
Product: dynamin-1-like protein
Exons: 15
Coding region: 153-2315 (720 amino acids)
Biological process (GO): mitochondrial fission
Cellular component (GO): mitochondrion; cytoplasm; microtubule
Molecular function (GO): GTPase activity; GTP binding; microtubule binding
Source: RefSeq, a predicted model, not a curated record
UCGCCAUAAAUCAAUAUGGCCGUCUUUUACCGGUCGGUUUAUAUGUUUUGAUGAUUUCUAAUUUAGAUUCAAAGUCGUCGGUCGUCAUAACAAGUGAAUCAGUGCUGAUUAUCUAGGAUAAUUUUCUAUCGUUAAUUAGUGUGAAAAUAAUUAUGGAAGCGCUUAUUCCAGUUAUAAAUAAGCUUCAAGACGUUUUCAACACCGUUGGAGCUGAUGCCAUCCAAUUACCUCAAAUUGUUGUACUUGGGACUCAGAGUUCUGGCAAAAGUUCUGUAAUAGAGAGCCUUGUUGGGCGUUCCUUCCUACCUCGAGGUCCAGGCAUUGUUACAAGACGCCCACUCAUCCUGCAACUAGUGUACAGUCCAAAAGAUAGUAAAGAACAUCGCUCUGCUGAAGAAGGAACUGUAAAUUUAGAAGAAUGGGCCAAAUUUCUGCAUACAAAGGAAAGGAUCUAUUCAAACUUCGACGAAAUUCGACUAGAAAUAGAAAGGGAAACAGAUCGCAUGGCCGGCAGCAACAAGGGUAUAUGCCCCGAGGCGAUAAAUCUGAAGAUUUUUUCAACCAAAGUUGUCAAUUUGACACUUGUAGAUUUGCCUGGAAUAACAAAGGUGCCCAUAGGUGAUCAACCCGAAGACAUAGAAAAUCAAAUUAGGAAUCUUAUUAUCAAAUAUAUCGCCAACCCUAAUUCAAUAAUACUGGCGGUCACCGCCGCUAACACAGACAUGGCAACAAGUGAAGCCAUCAAAAUGGCUAAGGAGGUGGACCCUGAUGGUAGGAGAACAUUGGCUGUGGUUACAAAACUUGAUCUCAUGGACGCAGGAACCGACGCGAUCGACAUCCUGUGCGGACGAGUGAUUCCUGUCAAACUGGGAAUCAUUGGUGUCGUAAAUCGAUCGCAGCAAGACAUCAUCGAUAGAAAAACAAUAACGGAUGCCUUAAAAGAUGAAGCUACAUACCUCCAAAGGAAGUAUCCAACGAUAGCUUCACGUAACGGCACGCCGUACUUGGCGAAGACCCUAAACCGGCUUCUUAUGCACCAUAUAAGAGACUGUCUACCGGAACUAAAGGUACGCGUUAACGUGAUGAUAUCACAGUUCCAAUCAUUGCUCAAUUCGUAUGGUGAGGAUGUAUCUGACAAGUCUCAGACCCUCUUGCAAAUCAUAACGAAGUUCGCCAGUGCGUACUGCUCUACAAUAGAAGGCACAGCAAGAAAUAUUGAGACUACUGAGCUAUGUGGCGGUGCUAGAAUAUGCUAUAUCUUCCACGAAACUUUCGGACGCACACUGGACUCUAUACAUCCUUUAGUAGGUUUAACACGCAUGGAUAUUCUGACUGCAAUAAGAAACGCUACCGGUCCAAGACCAGCGCUGUUCGUGCCAGAAGUCUCAUUUGAACUGUUGGUCAAACGCCAGGUCAGAAGACUGGAAGACCCCUCAUUGCGCUGUGUGGAAUUGGUCCACGAAGAGAUGCAGCGUAUAGUACAGCACUGCGGUACGGAGGUACAACAGGAGAUGCAGCGCUUUCCUCGGCUGCAUCAACGUAUCGUGGACGUGGUCACGCUACUACUGCGUACUCGUUUGCCUGCUACCAAUGCCAUGGUUGAAAACCUAGUGGCCAUCGAGCUAGCGUACAUAAACACGAAACACCCGGACUUCCACCGCGAAGCCGCCCUCGUUUCGGCGUUACUGACGAGUGACGGGCUCGUAGAGGAGCACGACCGAAUGUACAGACAGAAGAACCCUCGCUCGACACCCACGCCGGUAUCCUCAAUUUUCAAACUAUUCCUUCGCCAAAUGGGUGAAAGAGGGUCCAUACUGGUAUUCUUGGCAAAGGUACUGGAUCGCGGUCAGCAUGUCCCAGCUAUCACCGACGGUCAGGACAGAUCACCGCCUCAUCCUAAUGACUCUCCUAUGACACCUCAGGUGAAUGGCAGUCCAGAAAACAAAGCGAUGACUCCACAGAAACCUGUAAACUUGCUACCUGAGGUGCCGAGCCAGACCUCCAGGAAGCUCUCCGACAAAGAACAACACGACUGUGACGUUAUUGAGCGUCUGAUAAAAUCGUACUUCUACAUCGUACGUAAGUCGAUCAAAGACACUGUACCGAAGGCUGUGAUGCACUUCCUAGUGAACUAUGUCAAGGACAACCUGCAGUCGGAGCUGGUCACGCACCUAUACAAGUCGGACCAGGCCGACAGCCUCCUCAACGAGUCCGAACAUAUCGCGCAGCGGAGGAAGGAAGCCGCUGAUAUGCUUAAGGCUCUACAGCGCGCCGGACAAAUUAUAAGCGAAAUUCGCGAGACCCACAUGUGGUGAUGGUCAACCGAACAAGAAGACUCUAGUCUGUGAAUUAGUGAAUUAGAGCUUAGAGCUCUGUACAUACAUACUCGUGUAUCUACACUCCAUUGUUUUUAACUUGUAUUAUAAUGGAAACAAUCUUUUCGUAAUCUUUUAAGUGUGAAGUGAAGUAUGUGUUAAAAAUAUAAAUUUAUUGCG